AUGAAGGACAUCAAGGUUGAGCCCGCAAAGGGCAUUUCCUACUUUACUCCUGCACAAGAAACCCCAGCAGGAACAGCAGCCAACCCGCAGACCAGUGGGAAGGCAAUACCAAAACUCUUCCAGCCGAUUACUAUUCGAGGACUAACCUUCCAGAACCGUCUCGGGGUAUCCCCAAUGUGCCAGUACUCCGCCGAGGAUGGACACAUGACAGACUACCACCUCGCCCACCUCGGCGGUAUAGCCCAGCGAGGCCCAGGCCUUAUCAUGAUCGAGGCCACCGCCGUUCAACCAGAAGGUCGCAUCUCGCCGCAGGAUGUAGGGCUAUGGAAAGACUCACAAAUCGCAUCAAUAGCCCGAGUCAUCGAGUUCGCGCAUAGUCAAGGCCAGAAAAUCGGCAUUCAGCUUGCGCACGCGGGCCGUAAGGCAAGUACUACUGUGCCAUGGAUGCUGAACCAUGGCAGUAUAGCAACAGAGAACGUCGGUGGAUGGCCCGAUAACGUAAAAGGACCCAGUGAUAUACCCUUCAGCGAAACAUUCCCGCGUCCACGAGCAAUGACAAAGGAUGAUAUCCGCGAGUUCAAGGAGGCAUGGGUUGCAGCUGCGAAAAGGGCCCUUGUCGCCGGAGCAGAUUUUAUUGAAAUUCAUAAUGCGCAUGGGUAUCUGCUUGCAUCGUUUUUGACCCCUUACGCAAACAAGCGGACGGAUGAGUAUGGUGGAUCCUUUGAGAAUCGAAUGCGAUUGCCGUUAGAGAUUGCGCAGUUGACUCGCGAUACGGUGGGUGAGCAUGUACCUGUUUUUCUGCGCCUUUCGGCGUCGGAUUGGCUGGGUAGCACUUCGAUUGAAACCUGGGACCUGCAGCAUGCGGUGCGAUUUGCUGAAGCAUUGGCCGAUCAAGGGGCUAUCGAUCUGGUUGAUGUUUCUUCUGGCGGUCUACAUUCCAGUCAAGAGGUGAAAUCCGGGCCUGGGUUUCAGGCACCGUUUGGUAUUGCGGUUAAGAAGGCGGUUGGGGAAAGGAUGCUUGUUGCGACUGUUGGUCAUAUCAGAGACGGCAAGCUGGCAAAUCGGCUGCUUGAAGAAGAAGGACUGGAUGUAGUCCUUGUUGGGCGUGGGUUUCAGAAAGAUCCCGGAUUGGUUUGGACCUUUGCGCAGCAUCUUGAUGUCGAGGUUGCUAUGCCAGGCCAGAUUCGCUGGGGAUUCUCCAAACAAGGACGGAGGGGGACGCCCUUUGUCGAUCCGUCGGUCUACAAACCCUCAGUCAUAGAAUAA
Molecule: messenger RNA, 1266 nt
Organism: Aspergillus welwitschiae
Lineage: Eukaryota; Fungi; Ascomycota; Eurotiomycetes; Eurotiales; Aspergillaceae
Product: NADH:flavin oxidoreductase/NADH oxidase
Exons: 2
Coding region: 1-1266 (421 amino acids)
Cellular component (GO): intracellular anatomical structure
Molecular function (GO): NADPH dehydrogenase activity; NADP binding; FMN binding
Source: RefSeq, a predicted model, not a curated record